Molecule: messenger RNA, 2722 nt
Organism: Cydia splendana
Lineage: Eukaryota; Metazoa; Arthropoda; Insecta; Lepidoptera; Tortricidae
Product: protein phosphatase PTC7 homolog
Exons: 5
Coding region: 219-1136 (305 amino acids)
Biological process (GO): protein dephosphorylation
Cellular component (GO): mitochondrion
Molecular function (GO): protein serine/threonine phosphatase activity
Source: RefSeq, a predicted model, not a curated record
CGCGACGCACGCACCCAAAUUCAGUCUGUGUGUCGAGUGGUUGGUUAUGGUUGUUGGUCACAAGACUAGUAAUAGGAAAUAAAUUAUUUUAUUAUUGUUUUAAUCGAGUAGUGCUUCUAUUAUUGAGUGUCUCUACAUAAAUCCCCUCAUAACCAUGGUGUCAUUGAUACCAGAUGUUUGUUUGUGAAUGACGAGUCAAAGUGCAAAACAACUAAUGAAUGAUGCAGUCUAUUUUCUGGACAGGCAGAGUGCUAUCACGUGCUAUAAGGAAUGGGAUUUCAAACUUAUCCAGCUCUGCUGAAUUAAACGUUUCGAGCAAGAAACAUCCAUAUUUAGUAUCAGUUGUUUGUGGAUUUCCCAAAGACAUUGUCAAUGGAAGAACUCGUAAAGGGCAAUUUGGGGACGACGCAUGGUUCUCUACCCAGUUCAACAAUGCGGACGUUAUUGGAGUGGCUGACGGAGUGGGGGGCUGGCGUGCUUACGGAAUUGAUCCCGGGGAAUUCUCCUCCUAUUUAAUGAAGACAUGUGAGAGACUGGUCCAAAUGGGCCAUUUCAAGUUGUCAGAGCCUGCUGAUCUCCUAGCCAAGUCAUACUAUGAGCUACUUGAACACAAGAAGCCUAUACUAGGCAGCAGCACAGCUUGCGUUAUGAUCCUGGAUCGGACGGAGAGCGUGAUGCGCGCGGCCAACAUUGGUGAUAGCGGUUACAUGGUGGUGCGCGGCGGCCGCGUCGUGCAUCGCUCGCACGAGCAACAGCACUACUUCAACACGCCGUACCAGCUCAGCCUGCCGCCGCCGGGCCACGACAGGAACGUGCUAAGCGACAGCCCAGAGUCGGCGGACACAUCAGAAUUCGCCGUCGAAUGCGGCGACGUGAUCCUUGUCGCCACCGACGGUGUGUUCGACAACGUGCCCGAGCCAGUGCUGCUCGCCGAGAUGCGACGGGCGAAGACACUCGCUGGCGACUCGCCGCGUCUGCAGGCUGUGGCUAACUCUAUCGCGUGGAUGGCCAGGAAUCUGUCCUUUGACGGCUGCUACAUGUCGCCCUUCGCUAAGAGCGCUAGGCAGAAUGGAAUUGAUGCUAUCGGGGGCAAACCAGACGACAUAACGGUGCUACUGGCGAUCGUAGCCCUAUGAAAAUGUCCUCAAUCGAUUUAGGCACUUGUUCUUUACUAAACAUAUUACGAAAUUAGUAGGUAUAUAGUUAUAUUAAACAACGACACCAAAAAUUCGACUUGUUCCAAACUUAGUGACGUAUUUGUGCAGGCAUGUCUAUUCAGCAAUAUAUGGUGGAUUUGAGUGUGGUUUAAUUGCUUGGAUGAAGUUAAUAAAAGAUUAUAAAAGGACAAAAGUCUUAGGGCUCAUUUAGACGAUGGGAGAACUCGCAUGCGAGUUUCAUCACUUUGCGGUUUUUGAUCAGUGGUUGAAUUGGACGUUACCAUAGUAACCAACAAUCCGCAAUGUAACUCAAAUCGCAUGCGAGUUUGCGCGCCGUCUAAAUCAGCCCUUAUUUUAUCACAAUUUAUUCCCACUUGUCAUUUUUUAAAUGUAACUACUGAUGUGUCGUCGGUUUCCAAAGCUACGAAAUUUCCACAAGCAAUAAAUUUGAAGCUCCUCAUAAUUUAGCAUGGGAACGAAACUUUCCAGUUCCAAAAUGGUAACUUUAUUUAUCUCUUGUGAAAUUUUCGAGAACUUUUUGGAAACUUUCCGCAACUAGCACAUCUGUAUCAAAUUGUAACAUUUAUUGAUGAAUGUAUCUAAAUAGUUGAACCACUCUUAAAUCCUCUGGUUAGGUAAAAUUUAGAAGUGUCUUGUAUUUGGAUAUCCUAUAGAAAAUCGCUGAACCGGCCCAAACCGUGACAUGUUUUUCUUGAUGACUAUGUAAAGUUUCGUUGACUCUACUUAAACAAUGACAGCCUUGAACACUAGUCACAUUAUGGUGAUAUUGAGUUGUGUGUGUAAGGAACUGUCAUUUUCUUUGAUCGCUAAAGAAAAUUGAUUGUUUCAUCUCGUGUGCUUGAAACAAGCAAUGCAGUUAGUGACGGGUAAUGAUUGAUAACGAUGUUGUCGAGAUUUUUCACCACUUUUUUAUAAUUCGUUUAUUUUGAUUAUUGUGUUUGAUGCCUGUGAUAGCAUCGUGACGUGGGGAACGAUAGCACCGAAUCAUGAGUGAAUGUUAUAACGUUUGAAUGAAGACUGAGAUAGUUUUACUAUCCUUGUUGUUAUUAUUGUAGAUUUUAAAGGUUAGCCAUCAACCGAACACAGCUAUCGGUUCUAUGUUUUUUUUUUACUUUAUAUGUUUAGUACAUUGUAAAUUAAGUAUUACCAGAGUCCUAAUUUCUGAUUAUAAUUAACUCUGAUGCAAACGGAGGAAGUUGCAUUUGUAAAUAUUUUGAAAUUUUGCUAAAAAAUUUCUCGACAUCAUUAACUUAGAUGUGAGCUGUGAAAAUGUCUUUUUUUCUUUAUAUGGAGUUAUAUGAAUAUUUAUGUACAGGUCAAUUAGUAAUUACUAAUGUAACUAUUUGAGGGGACGCCGAUUUUAGCUUCUGUAGUGCUGUUGGUUGAAAAUGUGAUUAAUUGUUGCUAUUUAAUUCAUUCAUGUACAUGUUGUGACAUCAAUUGUAAAACCAUUUUAAUUUCGUACUCGUUUUUACACAAAUCCAAUUGAAAUGUUCAUUCCGAAUAAUCCGAAUGUGUGAAAAUAUAAAAUAUUGUAAAUUUAA